This is a messenger RNA of Phycomyces blakesleeanus NRRL 1555(-), 338 nucleotides long. RefSeq lists its product as hypothetical. Gene Ontology annotation, molecular function: DNA-directed RNA polymerase activity; DNA binding; zinc ion binding. The record is from RefSeq and is a predicted model, not a curated record. Gene Ontology annotation, cellular component: RNA polymerase II, core complex; RNA polymerase III complex; RNA polymerase I complex. The coding region runs from base 1 to 177 and encodes 58 amino acids. The transcript has 3 exons. Gene Ontology annotation, biological process: DNA-templated transcription. Lineage: Eukaryota; Fungi; Mucoromycota; Mucoromycetes; Mucorales; Phycomycetaceae.
AUGGAAGGCUAUCAGUCCACCCCAAUCCGCCCACCUGUCGCCAUGACCUACAUCUGUGCUGAUUGCGGCGCUGAGAAUCAGCUCAAACCCAGAGAGCCAAUUCGUUGCCAGGAUUGUGGCCACAGAAUCAUGUACAAGAAGAGAACCAAGAGAAUGGUACAAUUCGAGGCUCGUUAAAGAAAGAGAUAUUUCUCUUGAUGUUUGUGGCAUGCUACAUUGUUUGUAAAUAACAUAUUUCUCUUAAAAAACCAACAAAAAAAAAACACCAAAAACAACAAAAAAAUAAGAAACCUUUUUGUUUUUAAUCAAAUAAUAUCUCCAUAUACUUAAGAAGGAAU